UUUGCUCGCAGCAUCGAUCUAGUUUCACAUUUCAAUUUUUCCAGUUUUUCUUUGCAUACUAGUCCGUUUGAUCGGUCAAUCGUGCUUCUAGAUUGGCGGCAGCGGCGGCUGUUAUCGGCUUUUGGUUGUUGGAAAUACAAAUGGCUAUGCUAAUAGCUGCUCGUCGAGUAACAGGUGGAUCGACGAGGUCCGUUUCUUCAGAGUCGCUGCGUUAUACGACGUGCUGGAGAUAUUUCUCUACUUCCUUCCGGGAGGAGAGAGAUACUUUCGGCCCCAUUCAAGUCCCCUCCGACAAGUUAUGGGGGGCACAAACUCAAAGAUCAUUGCAGAACUUUGAAAUUGGCGGUGACAGGGAAAGAAUGCCUGAACCUAUUAUACGUGCAUUUGGUGUUCUUAAGAAGUGUGCAGCCAAGGUGAAUAUGGAGUAUGGCCUUGAGCCAUCCAUAGGGAAAGCAGUAAUGCAGGCUGCCCAAGAAGUUGCUGAAGGAAAACUAAAUGACCAUUUUCCUUUGGUGGUUUGGCAGACUGGUAGUGGCACACAAAGUAACAUGAAUGCCAAUGAGGUUAUAGCAAACAGAGCAGCUGAAAUUCUUGGUCAUAAACGAGGUGAAAAAGCUGUACACCCAAAUGACCAUGUGAACAGAUCACAAUCUUCCAAUGACACAUUUCCUACUGUGAUGCAUAUCGCAGCUGCAAUGGAGAUUAAUAAGAGAUUAUUGCCAAACCUGAAACAACUGCAUACUUCACUACAUUCAAAGUCUGUUGAAUUCAAGGACAUCAUCAAAAUUGGGCGUACUCACACUCAAGAUGCAACACCUUUAACACUUGGACAAGAGUUUAGUGGAUAUGCCACUCAAGUGAAAUAUGGAAUUGAUAGAGUAUCUGUCACCCUUCCACGCAUGUAUCAGCUUGCACAAGGAGGUACUGCUGUUGGAACUGGAUUGAACACAAAGAAAGGGUUUGAUGUGAAAAUUGCUGCAGCAGUGGCAGAAGAAACAAAUUUGCCAUUUGUUACAGCUGAAAACAAGUUUGAAGCAUUGGCUGCACAUGAUGCGUUUGUUGAAAGCAGCGGAGCCUUAAAUACAAUUGCUGCUUCUCUCAUGAAGAUUGCAAAUGAUAUACGUUUCCUUGGAAGUGGCCCACGUUGUGGUCUUGGUGAACUCAUUCUUCCAGAAAAUGAACCUGGAAGCAGUAUCAUGCCUGGGAAGGUGAACCCUACGCAGUGUGAGGCUCUCACAAUGGUCUGUGCUCAGGUUUUUGGAAAUCAUGUGGGACUCACAGUGGGUGGAUCUAAUGGCCAUUUUGAGCUGAAUGUAUUCAAGCCUAUGAUUGCCAAUUCUCUCCUACAUUCCGUAAGAUUGCUUGGAGAUGCGUCAGCUUCUUUUGAAAAGAAUUGCGUAAGGGGAAUUCAGGCCAAUAGGGAAAGGAUUUCUAAACUACUACACGAGUCACUCAUGCUUGUCACAUGUUUGAACCCGAAAAUUGGUUAUGAUAACGCUGCAGCAGUAGCCAAAAAGGCACACAAGGAAGGAACUAGUCUAAAGGAAGCUGCUUGCAAUUUAAGAGUGCUGACUGCGGAAGAGUUUGAUCAACUUGUAGUUCCCGAAAAAAUGAUUGGACCGACUGAGGACUAAUCUCUCCUCCUGCCUGGUUAGAGAAAAUCAAAUCAAAUCUGGCAUGAGCGGAGUGUGUCCAUUUUUAGCUAUGCAUUCUUUUCUUCCAUUGAUCAAUCUGAAUUAUAUAGGAAAAUAAAGGCCAGAGGACAAUUUACCUCUUGGUUUCUUCUGUAACUGAGGAAAUAAAAUUAAUUCCCAUUUUGGAGGUGUUGAGGCUUUGGAGAAAUUUGCAGCUCGGCAUUUUACUGUGGAGGAAUGAGAUUUUUCAUUUAUUAUUUUGCGUUUGAUUCCCCA
This is a messenger RNA of Ipomoea nil (Japanese morning glory), 1910 nucleotides long. RefSeq names its product fumarate hydratase 1, mitochondrial. Gene Ontology annotation, biological process: tricarboxylic acid cycle; malate metabolic process; fumarate metabolic process. Lineage: Eukaryota; Viridiplantae; Streptophyta; Magnoliopsida; Solanales; Convolvulaceae. Gene Ontology annotation, molecular function: fumarate hydratase activity. The transcript has 18 exons. The record is from RefSeq and is a predicted model, not a curated record. Gene Ontology annotation, cellular component: tricarboxylic acid cycle heteromeric enzyme complex; mitochondrion. Bases 141 to 1634 code for a protein of 497 amino acids.